CCGCUCGCUAAUAACACUGAAUACAAACAAGUGCGAAGACAUAUUGGAUUAUCGAGACGUUUUAGCACGUUAGUAGAGAAGUGUGUCGAGAUGCAACCGCACGGCAACCUCACCAUGAGCUACCUGUGGCAGCCGGGCGAGCUCGCGCGCCGCAUGCUGGGGGAGCGGCCCUCGCCUGUGCCCCCCACCCGCGAGCUGUGGCCCCCACCCCGCGAGCGGCUCAGCAUCAGCACCUUGCACCUCGCCUAUCAGGACUCCCGCGACGAUCUCUACCCCCCGCGCGCCGCCACCCUGCCCCCGCAGCCCUACUCCCCCACCACCGUGCCCAUCGACUCGCCGCUCCCCCUGGACUACGACUACCGCCCGCGCCUCUGCUCCGUCGGCACCAACACCGACCCCCCGCCAACCUUCGCCAAGAGAAUAAAACGACUCUUCCGGAGAGACCGCACCGAGUACACCACGCGCGCUCCCCCGGCGAUGCAGCUGACCAUCAUACGCGGCAGCGAGGCGACCAACUUCGAGCCGGACACCGAAACCCCGGCGCGGCGAGCUCUCAACGGCAUCAAAAGGGCGGUCUCCAACGCCAAGUACAGGAUAGCCCCCGGCACCGAGGCCGCGGGCAGCCCCAAGAUAGUGUACGAGAUCCCCAAGCCGGGCGACCGGAUGCUCUCCGCGUUCGGCAAGCGCGAGCGGCGGAGGUGCUGCGCGCUGCCGUCCCGGGCGACGCUGGCGAGGAAGAUGGAGGCGCUCCGCUCCGUGUGUCGGCGGCGCCCGCGCAGCCCCCCGCACCGCCACCCUCAGCCCCUGCAGAUCACUCAGGUGAUAGCCCUGAUCUGCGGGCUGCUGGUGGUGGUCCUCAUGGUGCUGGGCCUGGCGUCGGCGGACUGGCUGAUGGCUGCCGGCUGGCGGCAGGGGCUGUUCAUGCACUGCAUCGACCCCGACGCGCCCACCCCGCUGCCCUUCGAUAUCACCGCGCAGCCGGGAUGCUAUGCCGCCAGACCAGCGCCCUAUAUCAAGGCGGCGGCGGGUCUGUGCGUGGCGACGCUGGCGGCGGACGUGUGCGGGGCGCUGCUGACCGGCCUGGGGCUGCGUUCCGCCGACCACCGCACCAAGUUCCGCUACUACCGGUUCGCCGUGCUCGCCAUGUCGCUGGCGUUGAUGUGCAUCCUAAUAGCCCUCGUGAUAUACCCCGUGUGCUUCGCCGCCGAACUUAACUUGGGCAACCGGUCGGUGUGGGAGUUCGGGUGGGCGUACGGCGUGGGCUGGGGCGCCGCCAUCUUCCUGUUCGGCGCCGUCGUGCUGCUGCUCUGCGACAAGGAGAGCGAGGAGCUCUACUACAAGGAGCGGAAAGUGGUGAGCGCGGAGGGCGGUGGGCGCCCCUAGGGCCGCGGGCGCCUGCCCGAUCUCGUGCCGUGAGCACGCCACUGAGCGGCCUCACGCCCGCACACGCUGACGCACCACCGCUACCACACACUACUAAACACCAAGCUGGUUCUUUUUUUGAAACUGGCGUCCAGCCAGAAUCAGUUUAUUUUUUAAUUUCUUAAAAAAGGACACUGGUUUCGAUAGUGCCAAUCCGGUUUUUUUUUUCAAAAGUUUUUGCCAAGUGCGACCAAGUGUGUGACUAGGGUAAUGCAGGGAUUCGCUCGGGUGUGAUUUCGCUGUUCACGACCAGAAUGCUCGCUAAACAAAUUUGAUUUCACCUGCUGGGCAGUAUCGUGUUUAGUUUUUUAGGUUAUGUUUUACGUAUUUUAGUGGGUUGCUUUAAUUAUGUACCUUAAGAUGUUGUGAUAGGGUGUGUUUUCGCUUACAAAACGUCGGGACAGACGUUGUUUCGGAAUCUCCGCUCGCAACGCGGGUGUCAAAAUUAAUCGUAAGUGAGUGACGAACGCCGCUCGGCCAUAUUUUUAGUUUUAAGUGCAGUUUAAGUGUUGUUUCGGUGCACGUUGAGUGCGCGCUGAGCUCCGUAAGAGCGGACCACAUUCACUACGGCCGUGUAUCGAUGUCCAUGCUACAUUCUAUUUGAAAUUCCAUAUAUUAUGUAAUUUAAAAAAUUGUAUCCGCCAUUUUGAUUACGUUCCUGAACUAAGACAAAAUGGCGGACGCACAAAAAUGGAUUAUUUUUUAGUAUUCAUAAUUCUAUGUAUUUUUUUCUCAUUCAACAAUUAUUUCAGACUGAAAACAAUGUAAUUGUCAAUUAAUAACGACUGAACUUUAGGAAUAUAGACUGAAGCGAUAAUCUGAAACGUUUUUACUCGGAACGAUACCGGCCGAUCCACGAGUACCUCGAAUGUAAUCCGUUCCAAAGAGCGUGGCUUUUUAUUUAUUCGCUUUAAAUUAUUUGGGUCCUAGUGGUUUGUAAAUACGUUUAGUGGAGUAGUUGUCGGUUGCGGCGCGGCGGCGUGUGCGCGUGGCGACGCGUGGCGAGUCUAGCGGCGGGCAGGCGUGUCUCACUGACCCGCGGACGGACUAUAUAGUGUUACUGCACAACUAGAUAUAGCGAGUGAGUGAGUGGCUAUGACUACGUUAAUGGAAUUCAUUGUACUGAGAGUUACCUUCGUAUGUACAAUUCGUGUAUUUUUAUUGUAUUUUUAAAAAGUAAUCGUAAGUGAUAUCUACGGAUCUGAUUUAUAAUUUUCCCGGGAAUUGAGGAAUGAAAUUGUUUUACACGAUUAUAUUUUUUAUAAUUUUUUGGGAUGUUUCUCAUAUUAUAUUCUCUAUAGAUUUGUAAUUACUAAUUAGUCAAUAUUCAGAUACGAGCAGAUUUAGUUUGCUAUUCGAUGUAACAAUAAGAUAUUAUUAUGUUUACCUAGGUCUAUACUCUGUAUUCUUCACUUGCAUGAGCCAGCCUUGCACUUUUUGUUAGGCUAGGAGUCCACAUGCAAAAAUGACGUCGCAACUUUAUGUUAAAUGUCUCUCUGUACUUUAUACUUACAGAAAAGUACAUCAUUAUCAAGACUAUAGUUCAUAGUGAAGAGAUGCGUCAAUAUUUGUAGUAUGUGUGUCUAAAAACAUGAAUUACAUCAUUAUUAAAAAUUAUUAAUAACUAAAUGGUUGAAAAGAGAGCCGUCGCUUUGUCAUUUAUUUCUUGUGCGGGCUCUACACUCGCGGCGCGAAAGGCCGCGAACCGCGAGUGUGGAGGGUUUCGCAGCUUCGUGUUUGCGCUUCGCG
Aricia agestis (brown argus) is the source of this 3171-nucleotide messenger RNA. RefSeq names its product transmembrane protein 47. Lineage: Eukaryota; Metazoa; Arthropoda; Insecta; Lepidoptera; Lycaenidae. Gene Ontology annotation, biological process: cell-cell adhesion. The record is from RefSeq and is a predicted model, not a curated record. Gene Ontology annotation, cellular component: membrane; cell-cell junction. The transcript has 6 exons. The coding region runs from base 91 to 1383 and encodes 430 amino acids.